Molecule: messenger RNA, 1755 nt
Organism: Pogona vitticeps (central bearded dragon)
Lineage: Eukaryota; Metazoa; Chordata; Lepidosauria; Squamata; Agamidae
Gene: RAD9B
Product: RAD9 checkpoint clamp component B
Biological process (GO): mitotic intra-S DNA damage checkpoint signaling; DNA replication checkpoint signaling; cellular response to ionizing radiation
Cellular component (GO): checkpoint clamp complex
Source: RefSeq, a predicted model, not a curated record
CUCGCGCGCGACUCGCUCCCGCCGCGCCAUUUACCUCAGGCGCCUUUUCCCGCCUUUUUUGGCCAGGCGGGCGGAUUUUUCGACGUUGUCCUAAAAACACUCGCACGCACCACACAUUUUUACACUUUAAACAAAAUCUCCUUUUCAGCUGAGCUUUUUUUCUCUCGCCUCCGCCUCACCAUGAAGUGUGUGAUUGGGGGCGCCCACGUCCGAGUAUUUGGAAGGGCCAUACAUGCCCUUGCACGGAUCAGUGACGAAUUUUGGUUUGAUCCAGUGGAAAAAGGCCUUUCCCUGAGAUCUGUGAAUUCGUCUCGGUCGGCCUACGCCUGCAUCUUCUUUUCAUCUACCUUCUUUCAGCAUUAUUCCUGCACAAAUACAGCUGAACAGAGUCGGAAUAAAACAAACAUACAACCUAGAUGCCAAUUGGCAAUAAAGGCAGUCCUUCCUGUCUUUCGGUGCUUAAACACACUGGAAAGGAAUGUGGAAAAAUGCAAGAUUUAUACAAACUUUCACGACUGCCAUGUGGUUUUUCAGCUUUUCUGCAAACAUGGUGUUAUGAGAACUCAUAACUUAGCUUUCCAGGAAUGUGAAGCUUUGCAAGUUGUGUUUGGAAAACACCUCUGCCCGAAUGUACUGAAAAUCCAGCCCAGGCAGCUGUCCGACAUACUGGUUCAUUUUCCAACCUAUCAGGAUGAAGUGACACUCGCGGCAACGCCAUUGAAAGUCUGUUUCAAGACUUACCUUGAGGAUGACGCAGAUUUUGCCAAGGCCAUGCAUACAGAAAUCCACCUCAGCCCGGAAGAAUUUGAAUAUUUUCAAAUUGGAGUCGACUCUGAAGUCACCUUUUGCCUUAAAGAGCUGAGGGGUCUUUUAGCUUGUGCAGAAACUAUCAAUGCUCCAGUCUCUGUUCAUUUUGGUGUUUCCGGAAGACCUGUCGCUUUCAGCAUUGAGGACUUGUUCGUGGAAGCUAGUUUUGUUUUGGCUACAUUAACAGAGGCUGAACAUGGGGCAUCCUCUCAAGAGCCUCUUUCACAAGCUGAGAAAAGGAGUCGUCCAACAGAGAGAUGCCAUCAAGACACCGUCAUCUGUAACAAGGAUGUCAAAGAUCCAAAAACAGCCACAACUCCAGCCCCUAGGUUUACUGUGACGGAGGGCCUGGCUCCACCUGACCCUAGCCACAACAAGUUUCAUUCCUUGUUCUUUGGAGCAGUGUCAUCCACGGAGCAGGAUAUCACCCACAUAUUCCAUAGUUUGGCAACCGCAAGCGAUACAGAAGAGGAUUUGAGCCAUGGAGAACUCUCGCCGGCAUUUUAAUGCUGCAAAAUAUCCAUCUGUUUAAAAGGUUUGAUGCCGUCAUCAGGCAACCUAUGUAUCUGCUCGACACCCAGACUACUUGAGUUUCUGCUAGUUUUUAAGACGUGUUUCACAGUAUUAGAAUAUCCUCAUUAUUUGGUACUCUUGCGAGAAGAUUCUGGACAAAUAUUUUAUUGCCUCUUUAUCGCCUAUGUAACAUUUUCAAAGCACUGAAUCAAGAAUUCAGACAUGACUGGUGAGGCUAAGUUGAAUGAGUAUAACUGCCUUAGCCUAUUUGCACUUACCUGUGAGAUUUGAGGGGAUCGUUUGGGCAGGCUGAAGACGGAGGUGGUACAGAUUGGGCUCUGUUGCUCCUCCAUGUUUAAUCAAGGUUUGUAAACUCACCAGGCAAUAAAACUACUUUUGAGAAUACAGUACUGGGAAAAAAACCUUGGAAUACAA